AAAAGAAAGCAAAAAACGUCACAGUUCCGAUCAUGCAUCUUUCUCUUUCUGUAUUCCCUUCUUUUGAGUUUUCCCUCUCUACACCUUUCAUCGUCGGGAAAACUGAGUUCAGAUCCGGUUGUUUGAUAUGACGUCGGACGAGACGAUGACCAAUGUUUCGUCUAUGCAGGAGGAUGAGUAUGAUGAGACUGAUGAUGGGUAUGGGUUGGAUCAUGAUCAUCAGCUGCAUGGGGUUAGUUUGUCGAGGCAAUCAAUCUGCACCAACGAGGAUGAUGAUUUUGGUCCGGAUGACCGUAUGAAGAUAUACAUGUCGAGAUUGUCGAUGGAGAGCUUUGAUGCUGAUGCGGAGUUUUCCGAUGAGAAAGAGGGGAAAGAACCGUUGGAAAUGGGACUGGAACUGUCGGAACUGGCGGCUUGUUACUCGCUUCCGGCCACCCCGCCUGGUUGGAGGAGUCGGAGUGGGGUGCUGCUGUCGUGGGAGCUGAUGGGUGUGGACAAGGAUUACACUAGUGAGACUGAAACUCUGAGGCAAAAAGUGAGCAAGAAUCUGAGGAAGAGGAGGAUGAGGAAGGAAAAUUUGGUAGGUAAAAACAGAACAGAGAGUGGUGGUGAAAAGAGGGAAGGGGAUUUUUCGGUUGGAUGUGGGAAUUACAGUGGCAGUUUUAGUGGCGAGAGUGAGGGAGGAGGCAGCGGAGGCGGCGUGGUGGUGAUAACGAGGCCGAAAGGAGGGAGGAGGUCGUUGUGUAUGGACUUAGAGGAAGUGAAGGCUUGCAGAGAUCUGGGGUUCGAGUUGGAGCACGAGCGGAUGUUGGAGAUACCGAGUCUGGCCGUUUCCCUCUCUGGAUCCACUCUUGACACAAGCAGUGGUGGCGAUUCUCCCAUCGCCAAUUGGCGCAUCUCAAGCCCUGGUGAUGAUCCAAGAGAUGUCAAGGCUCGACUGAAGGUGUGGGCACAGGCAGUGGCUCUGGCGUCUGCAUCUGGCAUUGCAGCUGAAUAACCUGCUCUUACAUGAGCUUCCUAUGUUCCUUUUCUUCAUUAACUUGCUCCUUCCAAAAGGAUGUUUCUUUUCUAGGCUAGCCAUUUCAAUACUAUGUUUCUCUUUUAAUUUCUUCGCGCACAAGAUGUAACAUUCUCUGACUGUAAAUAUAACAAUUAACAAGAUGGAAGAUGAGGAUGAAGCUUGGGAAUUGGCUUAAAAAACACACAUUCAAUCA
Messenger RNA from Rubroshorea leprosula, 1214 nucleotides. The record is from the annotation of a GenBank genome assembly. Lineage: Eukaryota; Viridiplantae; Streptophyta; Magnoliopsida; Malvales; Dipterocarpaceae.